CCCUCCUCUCUGAGUGAUACUGGGUUAUCUGGGAUACCUGCCUGCUGCAGGGGGAUGGUCUGGCAGGGACACACAUCCCUGAGUGUAAAUACAGAAAAUGAAAUAAACAUUUUCAUUCUUAAAAACCAACUCUCGUCAGAAAGUGGUUUGAAAUUCAUUUGGUUAAAUAGGAGCCUCUGGGAAGUCAGAUGAGGAGAGAACUUGUUAUUGACAAGCCUUGCACUAUUCUUGAACAACAAGUUUACUCUAGCAUCUGAGGUCCUCUUCACUGUGGGCUUGGGCUUCUCUGUCCCAGGGGACACCUUGAGGAAAACAAGUGUUGAUAGAGACUGGACCAGUAUUGUGAGGCCAUCAGAGAGAGCAGUUGUGGAAUUCCUCCCUUGUCAUACUGGAUUUUUAGCUGGUUGUGCAGCAGUGGCUGUGUUUCACAGGGCAGACUCCAUGUAGAUACAUGCCCUCAUGUCUCAGAGCUGCUGCCUUGCCCCCACCAGUCCAGGGAAAUUCAGUAACCCCUUGGCUGGGCAUUGGAAGGGCCUGCACCAUCAUGAAUAUGAUUUAUCAAAUGAGAAAGCCCAGGUUUUCGGAUGUCAUCCUGGCAACAAUUUUGGCUACCAAGUCAGAUAUGUGUGGCAAAAAGUUUGAAUUGAAGAUUGAUAAUGUUCGUUUUGUGGGCCAUCCCACCUUGCUCCAGCAUGCCCUCGGGCAGGUAUCCAAAACUGACCCCUCCCCAAAGAGAGAGAUGCCCACCAUGAUUCUGUUCAACGUGGUGUUUGCACUGAGGGCCAACGCAGACCCAUCUGUGAUCAGCUGCCUGCACAACCUGUCGCGCAGGAUCGCCAUCGUCCUGCAGCACGAGGAGCGUCGCUGCCAGUACCUCACCCGUGAGGCCAAGCUCAUCCUGGCCAUCCAGGACGAGGUGUCUGCCAUGUCAGAGAGUGAGUGCUUUGAGCAGCAGUGCCUCUGUCCAGGAGCGCUCCCUCUGAGAGCCACAGAAGGGCCCCAGUCACCUUUUCAUCACAUCCUACCCAAGUGCAAACUGGCCAGAGAUCUCAAAGAGACAUAUGACAGUCUCUGCACGACAGGAGUGGUUCGUUUACACAUCAACAACUGGCUGGAAGUGAGUUUCUGCCUUCCUCACAAAAUCCACUAUGUUGCCACCAACUUCAUACCCCCAGAAGCAAUCGAGAGAAGUCUGAAAUCUAUCAGGCCUUACCAUGCCUUAUUACUUUUAAAUGAUGAGAAGUCAUUGCUUAAUGAGCUCCCGUUGGACUGCUCUCCUGCCCUGGUGAGAGUAAUUAAAACUACCUCUGCCGUGAAGAAUUUGCAGCAACUGGCUCAAGAUGCUGACUUGGCAUUGUUGCAGGUUUUCCAGCUUGCAGCACAUCUUGUUUACUGGGGCAAAGCAAUUAUUAUUUAUCCUCUUUGUGAAAACAAUGUCUACAUGCUUUCUCCAAAUGCCAGUGUCUGCCUUCACAUUUGUUGUCCUGUCAGCACGGGGAGGGGGCACAGCCACAUCUGCAGCUGCAGUUGGCACACUCAGAGGUUGUUUACUCUCCACUGGCAGAUGCCUUUUCCUGUCAGUUCCGGGGUCACAACCUGCCCUCCAUGCUGGCCAAGUUCUCCCUCCCUGUGUCCCUCUCCGAGUUCAAGAACCCGCUGGCACCGCCUGUGCAGGAGCCUCAUGAUUUAUUGUUUCGUGUCCUCGUGCCAAAAAGCUGUGGGGAUGUUCAAGACCCAGCUGAUCCAGAUGGUGAUCUGGAUGCUCCAGCACCGGCUCCUGAUCCAGCUGCACACCUACGUGUGCCUGAUGGUGCCCCCGAACGAGGAGGAGUUCCGAGCCCAGGAUGAGGACAUGCCCUUCACUGCCAGGGUUGGGGGACGAAGUCUGAGCACUCCCAACGCUCUCAGCUUUGGCUCUCCAACCAGUAGUGAUGACAUGACUCUGACAAGCCCUAGCAUGGAUAAUUCCAGUGCUGAGUUGAUACCUGGUGGGGACUCACCCCUAAAUAAGAGGAUGACAGAGAAUCUCCUGGCAAGCCUGUUGGAACACGAGCGGGAAGCCAUCCUGAAUGUCCCAGCUGCCCAGAAUCCAGAAGAUCUUCGCAUGUUUGCAAGGCUGCUGCACUACUUCCGAGGCCGGCACCACUUGGAGGAGAUCAUGUACAACGAGAACAUGCGGCGCUCGCAGCUGCUGAUGCUGUUUGACAAGUUCCGCAGCGUGCUGGUGGUCACCAGCCACGAGGACCCCGUCAUCUCAGUGUUCCAGUCGCUCCUGAAGUGACUUUGGUGGCAUAGAGAGAAGAGCCUGCCACGCUCUCCACGCUGACAGUCUAAAGGAUGCCUAAAAACUGAAGGAGGUGCUUUCAGUUCUCCUUGCCACGUGACACACAGCAGGUUGUCCCCAUCCAUGCAUCGAUGUCCCAGCUGCUCCCCAAGACUUCAGGGCCUGCUGCAGGACAGGACGUGCUUGCUCAGCCUGGAUUCCUGCCCUGCAACGUGCACAGCCCUUCCCUGGCCCUGCUGCUCCCCGGGGAUUGUCGCAGUGGGACAGGAGGGUUCUGCUGUGGCACUGCUGGCAGAAGGUCACCUUUGGGGGGAUGCUGGUGCUCUGGGAGUGCUUCCUGUGCAUGACUGCUGGGACACUCAGCCAUGAGAGCCUAUCCCCAUAGCACAGCAUGCAUGGCCUUGCUCCAGGGCACAAGGGAGCUGGCCUGGCUCCAAGGGCAAUGACCCUGGGCACCCAGGAAUUCUGUUUGAUCUCACAACAGCAAGGACAGAGGUGGGACAGCAAAGUAUCACAAGUAAACAUGAAAUCAUGAAUGAAUGACUCA
Molecule: messenger RNA, 2831 nt
Organism: Cinclus cinclus
Lineage: Eukaryota; Metazoa; Chordata; Aves; Passeriformes; Cinclidae
Gene: NPRL3
Product: NPR3 like, GATOR1 complex subunit
Exons: 14
Coding region: 452-2281 (609 amino acids)
Biological process (GO): cellular response to amino acid starvation; positive regulation of autophagy; negative regulation of TORC1 signaling
Cellular component (GO): GATOR1 complex
Source: RefSeq, a predicted model, not a curated record